Messenger RNA from Labrus bergylta (ballan wrasse), 2600 nucleotides. RefSeq names its product potassium voltage-gated channel subfamily G member 4. NCBI's taxonomy places the organism in Eukaryota, Metazoa, Chordata, Actinopteri, Labriformes, Labridae. The record is from RefSeq and is a predicted model, not a curated record. Gene Ontology annotation, biological process: protein homooligomerization; potassium ion transmembrane transport. Gene Ontology annotation, molecular function: protein binding; delayed rectifier potassium channel activity. Gene Ontology annotation, cellular component: voltage-gated potassium channel complex; membrane.
UCCGUGGUGAAAUCCUCGCGUUUCUUCUUCUUCUCUGCUCUCCGGCGGAGCUUCGAGCUGCGUGUCGGACAGAAACCUCCUCCUCCUCCUCCUCCUCCUCCUUCUCACUCACUGAAGGAGUUUCACUCCGGAGCUCGGAGGCUCCGCGUGCACAGCGCGGGAUGCAGCACGGACCCACCGCGCGAGCCUGCAAACUUCAGAACGGAUCUAAAAACUGUCUCCAUCAUCAUCAUCACCAUCAUCAUCACCAUCAUCAUAAUUGCCCUCUGUGGGACUGAUCGAUGAGCCAAUCAGAUCCAUUAAACACGGAUGGAUUAACGCACGAGGAGCGGCGUCUUUACGAGAAGAUCAGAGAGAUGAGGCAGCCCGCGUGCGCCUUCUGAGCAUCAUUGUGGCUCCUCCCCCUGACAAGCCUGGACAAACACGUACGUCUUUCAUCCCGUUACACAUCCUGCAGCCAGCAUGCCCAUCAUCAGUAACGCUAAUCAUGACUUCAGCACCUACUCCAUCAGCAGCGACGACAGCAGCCUCGAUCGCUUCUUCACUGAGAUCCCAGAGACCGAAACAAUCAAAGGUGUAUACUUCAAGCGCGCUCAGCUGCUUCGAGACCCCAAGGCUUCAUACGUGGUGGACCACACCCUUCAGGUCCUUAUCAAUGUCGGUGGAAACCGCUACACCUUCCCCUGGAGCACCUUGGAGCAGUUUCCCCAGAGUCGUUUGGGACGUCUGCGCUUCUGCACCACCCCGGAGGAGAUCGCACGGCUCUGCGACGACUACGACGAGACGUGCCAGGAGUUCUUCUUUGACCGAAACCCGACAGCUUUCAGAGUCAUCCUCAACUUCCUAGCUGCAGGGAAACUACGGCUACUUCGAGAGCUUUGCGCCGUGUCGCUGCACGAUGAGCUCGACUACUGGGGCGUGGACCCGGGUCACAUGGAGCGCUGCUGCCGCCGUCGCAUGAUCACCCGCGUGGAAGAGGUGGCCGAGCGAGAGCGCAAGGAAGAGGAGUGGAGGCAGAAGAGGAUGAUGCUGAAGAAAAACACCAAGCAGAGCGAGAAGGGAUAUCGUAGAUUGACCGUGAAGCUACGAGAGGUGGUGGAAAACCCUCAGUCAGGAUUGGCCGGGAAGGUGUUCGCCUGCCUCUCUGUCGUCAUGGUGAUGGUCACCGUCAUCAGUCUGUGCAUCAGCACCAUGCCAGACCUCCGGGAUGAAGAGACCAAGGGCGAGUGCUCCCAGAAGUGUCGCAGCAUGUUCGUGGUGGAGUCCAUCUGCGUGGCGUGGUUCACUCUGGAGUUUGUGCUACGAUUCUUCAACGCUAAGAGCAAGCUGGCGUUCGCCCGAGGCCCGCUCAACAUCAUUGACGCCAUCGCCAUCCUGCCGUACUACGUGUCGCUGGUGUUCGACAUCAAAGACGAGUCAGAGGAGGAUGUCAUCAUGGGGGCGGGCAGAGGAUACCUGGACAAGCUGAGUUUGAUCCUGCGCUUGCUGCGGGCGUUGAGGAUCUUGUACGUGAUGCGUCUUGCUCGCCACUCUCUGGGCCUGCAGACGCUCGGAAUGACGAUGCAGCGCAGCAUCCGCGAGUUUGGCCUGCUGCUGCUCUUCGUCUGCGUCGCCGUCACCCUCUUCUCACCUCUGGUUCACCUCGCAGAGAGCGAGCUGGCACCAUUCGCCGCCACCCACCCUCAACACAGCUUCAGCAGCAUCCCCGCCUCCUACUGGUGGGCAAUCAUCUCCAUGACUACGGUGGGAUACGGCGACAUGGUGCCGCGCAGCAUCCCCGGACAGAUCGUCGCCAUGACCAGCAUCCUGAGCGGCAUCCUCAUCAUGGCGUUCCCCGCCACCUCCAUCUUCCACACCUUCUCCCGCUCAUACCAGGAGCUGAAGCAGGAGUACGAGCGGUUGUGGAAGGAGGAGCGAGGAGAGGAGAUCGCCGCAGAGUCAGAGGAGAGCUGGUCCAAAGUCGAUAUGUCUCCAGACGAGUUCCUGACAGAGUGUAAGGACGACAAAGACAGCGUGAUGUCAAACAGUCGUCAGCCCACACUCCCGUCCACAGCGUUCUAACAGAGAGAGACUGCAGGGCUGCAGGGACCGUCAGAACAUCUGAGGUUCAUCUAAACCAGAUCUGCACAUAACAACUUUAAUAUUACUGCAACUGUUGUGCUGAACUAACGAGGAUACAAAUAUGAUGUAUAUAAUAUUUAUAUACUUCCCUGUAUCAUUUUCCAACAUUAGUAAUAGACACGUUUCAGGCUGUUUAUUUUAGCGUAAGCUGUUAGCACUUAGCAGCGUCAGAUGUCUUUCCUUGGUCAACAUCAGCAGAAUUUCUUGCUGUUGCUGUUUUUCGUUUCUUCACGAGUCGUGUUGUUGUGACCAUGGACGUAGAAGUCGAGGGAAAAGUGGGACUGACUACCCAUGACCCGGAUGGAGGAAGGGAACCUUAAAUACACCUAUAGUAUUAGUCUGAAUUUGUUUCUGUCUGAGUCAUAAUUGUGGUAGUAAAGCGAAAGUAAAUUGAACAUGAUUCUUAACUUUUUAAUGUUUAAAGGUCCAGUCAGUGAGAUGUGUAGUGAAAUGAUAAAGUGACCUUACUAUAUGAUCAG